Rasamsonia emersonii CBS 393.64 is the source of this 1149-nucleotide messenger RNA. RefSeq names its product Dimethylallyltranstransferase. The transcript has 2 exons. Gene Ontology annotation, molecular function: prenyltransferase activity. The record is from RefSeq and is a predicted model, not a curated record. Gene Ontology annotation, biological process: isoprenoid biosynthetic process. NCBI's taxonomy places the organism in Eukaryota, Fungi, Ascomycota, Eurotiomycetes, Eurotiales, Trichocomaceae. Bases 1 to 1149 code for a protein of 382 amino acids.
AUGCCUCCUGAGCCUUUACAGUCGCCGACCGUGAUUCCCCCGCGCACCAGUUCGACCGGCGCCGUCAGCAGCAGCAGCAAUGGGAGUGCAUCUGCAUCGCGACCGUCGAGCUUGGGCCCCAUCUCCGAGGCCGAGUGGAUGGCCUCGUCCAAAAAGAAGCUGCCUCUGAGCACGAUGAACAAGCAUGGUCGGAAUCGAUCCAGCCUCGACUGGACCAAAUACAAGGAGGGGAUGUGGACGCAGGACAAGGAGCAGAUCCUGCUGGGCCCGUACGACUACCUGCUGCAGCACCCGGGCAAGGACAUACGGAAGCAGCUGAUCACCGCCUUCAACGCGUGGCUCAAGGUGCCUCCGGACAGUUUGGAAAUCAUCACUAAGGUUGUGGCGAUGCUGCACACAGCGUCACUCCUGAUCGACGAUGUCGAAGAUUCUUCCGUUCUCCGGAGGGGAGUUCCCGUAGCCCACAGCAUCUUCGGAACCGCGCAGACGAUCAACUCGGCCAACUACGUGUAUUUCCUUGCUCUGCAAGAGGUGCAGAAACUCAACAACCCCGUGGCGAUCGACCUCUACGUGCAGGAGCUGCUGAACCUGCACCGCGGCCAGGGCAUGGAUCUGUUCUGGCGGGACACGCUGACCUGUCCGACCGAGGAGGAAUACCUGGAGAUGGUCGGCAACAAGACGGGAGGUCUUUUCCGGCUGGCGGUCAAGUUGAUGCAGGCGGAGAGCGAGACGGAUAAGGAAUGUGUACCUCUGGUCAACUUGCUGGGGUUGAUCUUCCAAAUCUGUGAUGACUACCUCAACCUGUCCAAUACGACCUACAGCGAGAACAAGGGUCUCUGCGAGGAUCUGACCGAGGGCAAAUUCUCCUUCCCGAUCAUCCACAGCAUCCGCGCCGACCCGAGCAAUGUCCAGCUGAUCAACAUCUUGAAGCAGAAGACCAAGGACGAGGAGGUGAAGCGGUAUGCGCUGAGCUACAUGGAGCGGACAGGCAGUUUCGAAUACACCCGGAAGGUGGUCGCGGAGCUGCGGGAGAGAGCCCUGGACCUGAUCGACGAGAUUGAUGGGGGACAGGGCGAGGGCGACCUGGUCCGGGCGAUUCUCGAGAAGAUGGUCGAGUUGACCUUGAAAGACGACAAAUCAGACAAGUAA